UGAAGGGAUAAUCGAGAGCACGUUGGACAGAUUGGAUUUUGGGACAAAAUUAUUCUCUUUUCACAAAACUUAAACAGGAUAUAGUAGGAAAUUCGAAUCUCUUUGUAUUGAUAGAGACUUUCCUGGCUGGUCAAGAACAUGGCAGAUUCACAUUCAGAGCGUUUUGAUGGAAUGUUGCUCGCGAUCGCACAGCAGUGCGAAGGAGGGAUUGCUGAGUUGCUAGAUGUAUUUUUUGGAUUUCUGGAAAGAAAAACAGACUUUUUCAUUGGGGCUGGGAAAGCAAAUGCUGAAAAAAUGGUAUUGAGCAAGUUCAAGGAGCAUCAGAAGAAAGUUGAAGAGAAAAAGGAAAAAGAGAAAAAGGAGGCUGAAUCUUUGAAAGCAGCAAAAGCCCAAAAGGAAGCACAACAAAAAACAGAGGCAAAGAUACAAGAAGUGACAGAGGAAGAAGCAGAGAGAAUAAAGAGAGAAGAACAGGAAAGGAAAGAAAAAGAACAAAAAGAGGCUGAGGAAAAAAACACAAAAAAAGAUGAAAAGAGUGAAAAUGGAGAGACUGCCAAAGCUGAUGGCUCUGAGGAUGAAGAUGAAGAUGCGAAAGGAAAACUUAAACCUAACUCCGGCAAUGGAGCUGACCUUGAAAACUAUAGAUGGACACAAACAUUGCAAGAAGUAGAGGCCUGGAUUCCUUUAAAUGUCAGUUUUAAAGUGAAAGGAAGAGAUGUAAUUGUGGAUAUACAACAGUUUCAUUUAAAGGUUGGCCUAAAAGGACAUCCUCCAAUCAUUGAUGGGGACCUGCCAAAGAAGGUGAAGAUUGAAGAGUGUUCGUGGGUGCUGCAGGAUCAGAAAAAUGUUGUCAUCACUCUAGAAAAAGUUAAUAAAAUGGAAUGGUGGUCACAGCUGUUGACAACAGAUCCAGAGAUUAACACCAAAAAAGUUCAACCAGAAAAUUCAAAGCUAGGGGAUUUAGAUGAUGAAACACGAGGAAUGGUGGAAAAAAUGAUGUUUGAUCAAAGACAAAAAGCUAUGGGAUUACCUACUUCAGAAGAACAGAAAAAGCAAGAUAUCCUGAAAAAGUUCAUGGAACAACACCCAGAGAUGGACUUCUCAAAAGCCAAGUUCUCAUGAAUUUUAUCCAAGUUAAUGACUUAAAUCAAUCAAGCUACUAGUUUAUUGCUUGAAAUUUAAUGUGAGAUGAGCAAGAUCCAAUAUUGGCUAAUUAUUGCUUGGUUUCCACAAAGGACAUUUUUGUGUGCUGUCUAUUACCUUGUGUUUUGCAACAAUGUUUUUUUUUUUCCCUUUGAACAAAACCUUGUCAUUAAUUAUUGUACUGUGCAGCCAUUGUUUGGGAUAUCAUGAAAGACUUCCCCCAAUAAAAAGGCUGUGAAGGAAAUAAGAGAUUGGUUUUCCUCUUUCUUUACCUGUAGAAUGUAGAACACCAUAGGUUUUGACACUGCAAACAAAAAUAACUUGAGAUGGUAUGUAGAGCUAUCAGAUUGAUUGCAUAGAAGUAUAGAUACCCAUCUAUCAAUUAAACAAUUACCUUUUAUUCAGUUUGUAGUUUUCUGCAUGGUUAUUUGUAUAAUUUGUUGGAUAUCACUCCCAUUGUAUUUUUGUUAUUUCGUGAUGAUUAAAUAAUUACCUAUCGAUACCUAAAAUUCAUAAAAAAACCAAGAACCCAUAUGGAAACCAGACCAUCCAAUAAUAAUUAAAAUAAAUGGAUGA
Molecule: messenger RNA, 1719 nt
Organism: Stylophora pistillata
Lineage: Eukaryota; Metazoa; Cnidaria; Anthozoa; Scleractinia; Pocilloporidae
Product: nuclear migration protein nudC
Biological process (GO): protein folding
Cellular component (GO): cytoplasm
Source: RefSeq, a predicted model, not a curated record